This is a messenger RNA of Harpegnathos saltator (Jerdon's jumping ant), 2633 nucleotides long. RefSeq names its product GABA-gated ion channel (gene Grd). The transcript has 9 exons. Gene Ontology annotation, biological process: monoatomic ion transmembrane transport. The coding region runs from base 352 to 1944 and encodes 530 amino acids. The record is from RefSeq and is a predicted model, not a curated record. Lineage: Eukaryota; Metazoa; Arthropoda; Insecta; Hymenoptera; Formicidae. Gene Ontology annotation, cellular component: membrane. Gene Ontology annotation, molecular function: extracellular ligand-gated monoatomic ion channel activity; GABA-A receptor activity.
GACAGUGGAGGGUGGAAAGUGCUGCGUUUCCACCCUUCGUCAGCUUCGUCCCGUUCGGAGCAGUCAGCAGCGCGUCGUGCAGCUUCGCGCCACGUGCUUCUCGCGAUCCCACCUGCCUAUCCUGCCUGCGCAAUCGAGAAACCACGCGAAAAAUGAUGCCCUCUGUCCACGAUGGGACCAUCCGAGGGGACAUCCGAGGAGACAGGCGGUUCUAACCAAAUGCAUCUGUCCAACUUUGAGGAUAUCGAGGACACCUUUGCUGUCAUCGUGACCACGUGUCGACAUUAACUUCGCAACAACGUCAAAACGCCAACAACUCAAACACGUGCGUUUGAGUGCGCGAAUUAUCGAAUGAUUCUGUUGUGGAACGGAUUGAUGAACGAAUUCUCACACAAAGGAAGCGAGGAUCAGGCUUGGAACAUUAUGAAGCCGAAGGUCCUGCUGGCCCUCGCCAACCUCUUCAUCACUUCUUACGCUUUCUUUCUAACGGUUGCGAGUGCGAGAAUUUCCAUCAGGCAGCGCACGCAGAGCAACAAUCACAGCAAUAUCAGCGAUCUGUUGGACAAUCUGCUGCGCGGCUACGACAACAGCAUCAGGCCGGACUUUGGUGGGCCUCCGGCUACCGUCGAGGUCGAUAUCAUGGUACGCAGCAUGGGUCCCAUUUCCGAGGUGGAUAUGACAUACUCGAUGGACUGUUACUUCCGGCAGUCAUGGGUCGACCGACGCUUAGCGUUCCAAAGCGGUAAAGAAACGCUCGCGCUGAGCAUCUCCAUGCUGGCGAGGAUCUGGAAGCCCGACACGUACUUCUACAACGGCAAGUACAGUUACUUGCAUACGAUUACCAGCCCGAAUAAGUUCGUCAGGCUGUACCAGGACGGCAGAGUACUCUAUAGCUCAAGACUUACAAUCAAAGCGGGAUGCCCGAUGAAUCUCGAAGAUUUCCCGAUGGACACGCAGAGAUGCCCAUUGCAGUUCGGCAGUUUCGGCUACACUACACGCGACGUAAUCUACAAAUGGAACAGCGCGCGGCAGGUGGCUAUAGCGGAGGACAUGAAACUGUCGCAAUUUGAUCUGGUCGCCAAUCCUACCGCAAAUCACUCAUCCACACCAGGUCUGUCGCAUGCGGAGUACUCGAUGCUCCUGGUGUACUUCCACUUGCAAAGGCACAUGGGUAACUUCCUGAUACAGGUAUACGGUCCGUGCGUCCUGCUGGUCGUCCUGUCCUGGGUAUCCUUCUGGUUAAAUAGAGAAGCCACCGCCGAUAGAGUGUCCUUGGGCAUAACUACCGUCUUGACGAUGACAUUCUUAGGACUCGAGGCACGAACCGACCUACCAAAAGUUCCUUACCCCACUGCCCUGGACUUUUUCGUCUUCCUUUCGUUCGCUUUUAUAUUCGCCACGAUAAUACAAUUCGCGGUGGUCCACUAUUUCACCAAGUACGGCUCAGGCGAGUGUUACUUCAGCUCCGAUUUAAGCGACACCGAUAGCUCGAGCGAAGAGGAGGAGAUGGCCAGGGGAAGACGUGUGAAAAAUCAAGCGGCUCGUCGGAAAAGUUCCGCCAGUUCUGGCGUACGAGGACCGACGCGUGGCGGCCGCAACUUCACGAUGAACGGCGAUGGCAUGAUCGAGGUGAUACCGCUCUCGGCGAUCUCGAUACCGGACAGGGAUCCCGCGAUGGGCCCGCAUUGGCAGAUAUCCUGCGUGACCUGCAGUCCGCCACCGCGGCAACCGCCGCCGCCGCCGCCGUCCAAGAGAACGACGCCGCGGCCGGGUGAAAAACGACGACGCCGACGAACACCCAGAUAUAAUUCCGUGUCGAAGAUUGACCGUGCCAGUCGCGUGGUGUUUCCGCUCUUUUUCCUGGCCAUCAAUCUCUUCUACUGGUACGCGUAUCUGUCGCGCAGCGAACGGAUGCAAUAUUACAAUGUCGUGAAUGCCGCGUGAUGCCGCGUGUCCGAGCCGCCCGCGCCGCGGCGAAAGCAAAAGCGGGAAAAGGGAAUUAGCGCUGGGAAUUAGUCUGUGCAAUUGUACGGCGAACUGGCGAUCAAGAACGAAUCACUUUUUGCCGGAGGAACAAAAAGGAGACGAAUCUUCGCGUGACAAUUCUGCACGUGACUGAAAAUCGCGACUACAUAUUUUAUUUUUUAUCCCUGUGAAAUGAUGCCCGAAGAAAUAACAAGACAAAUUCGCAAAUGCAUUUACGCAUAAGUGCGUACAGCUACGUAUGUUUCCCUUCGUGUAAAAACGACGAGACUGGGAACGGGUCGAAAUUUUAGAGGAAACUUUACCGCUAGCAAAAGUUGUGCGUGAGUUCGAGUAUCGAUCGAAAUUAUCUAAUUACGCCGCGCGGGAAACGCGCUCGAGAAUACGUAAAACAAACAGAGAAAAUGAGAUCAAGAGAAACCCAACUAUAGAGCAUACAAUAUAUAUCGUAAGAGCUAAGCCUCCUGUAAGUAUUCCUGCCAAGUAAACGUACAUCAAAAUAUCGCGCGAAAAGAAUGUUGUAUUAAUAUAAUAUAGUUUUAUAUUUACACAUUCUCCCUCUCUGUCUCUUUACAGCUCUGCCUGAAAAAGAAGAUAUAUUACCGCUACUGAAAUACAACUUGUCAAACUAGUAAAAAUGAUUGUGUGUA